Porites lobata is the source of this 940-nucleotide messenger RNA. The record is from the annotation of a GenBank genome assembly. Lineage: Eukaryota; Metazoa; Cnidaria; Anthozoa; Scleractinia; Poritidae.
GUUAAGUUCUCAGUAGUUAGGCAAAGAUCGUCGGACCAUCCACUAUGAAAGUAUUAGUGCUUUUUGCUGUCUCUGUGAUGUUGCUGGAAUUUCCAAGCGCCCUUGGUCAAUACAAGUGUCUUUUUGGCGCCUGCAAGAGAGAGGUAGGUGCCAGAUUUUGAAUUUUCUCCUUCUCUUCUUGAUCUUUAGGGCUAGUGUUUAAUCAGGCUGCGUUAGCACUGGAGUCAGCCUAAGUGGAGAUUCGACACAAUUCUCACAUUUGGUUCUAAUACAAUUGAAAAUACUGCUGAUUAGAAAUGGUUUCAUUUACCACAUUACUAUAGGAUUUUAUCCAUAGAUGCAAACAGUAAAAUCUAUCUGAUUCACUCUGGAUGUGAAAGUUAAAGGGUUAAAAGUUUAUGUGUGCUUAGAAAAAUGGAAUUGGAAUUUUUACCGGUUUUAAAUCUCAGUAAACCUAUUUUCCAUUUGCAACCGCUCUCUUACUUCCGUCCUUGUAUUUUUUUUCAGGAAAUGGAAGACAAGCCAGCCUAUUUGCCUAAAAGCGCAGAAAUUGCCCCAUUGAAAAAUGAGUACAGACGAAACAGCCUGCGUCGAUUGUCAGAAUAUCUGAAAACUAAGCGAAACCAGUUUGACGAUGUCAUGUAGUAGUAAUAUGCUAUGAAAAUCAUGUGGAAUUUUGUUCUCUGGCAGUCAUUUUAUUUCAUGAUUACAAGAGGUAAAUUGUAUCUACUGUAAAUUUGUUUUGGUGUAACUCAAAUAAAACAUGUCAAGUCUUAACAUUCAAAAGAGUCAUGAAAUUAAAAUUUAUUUCAAGCAUCUAGUAAGGGCCGUGUACAAGAAAUUAGCAAAACGCAUUUUAAAAGAUAGAAUACUCAGCAAGCAAAUAAAUAAACAAGAAAACAACAGCAACAAAAAAUUUUAAAAUAGCUUGUGUGGCGAC